This is a messenger RNA of Aspergillus oryzae RIB40, 726 nucleotides long. Its product is annotated as B3/B4 domain-containing protein. NCBI's taxonomy places the organism in Eukaryota, Fungi, Ascomycota, Eurotiomycetes, Eurotiales, Aspergillaceae. Gene Ontology annotation, molecular function: phenylalanine-tRNA ligase activity; RNA binding. Bases 1 to 726 code for a protein of 241 amino acids. The record is from RefSeq and is a predicted model, not a curated record. The transcript has a single exon.
AUGGGCAGCACACAACUCGCACAGACCUUGCUGCAGUCGGCGCGCGUCGCCCCGGAAAUCUUCCAGCUACGUCCGGAUUACCGCGCACUCUUGAUGGUGGUCGAGGGAAUUCCUCCAGGUCCUAGUGAUGAGGCCAGUGAGGCUUUCCUCCAGGAGGCAGAAGCUACCGUGAAAGAAUUGCUCUCAAAGUCCGCCGUGACGGAACUCCCACAUAUCGCCGCGUGGCGGGAGGCGUAUAAGGCUUUCGGAGCCAAGCCCCAGAAAACACGCAACAGCCUUGAGGCGUUGACACGGCGUGCAGCAACUGGCCUACCCCGGGUCAAUCGGUUAACCGAUAUAUACAAUGCGAUUUCCGUCAAGCAUCAGAUCCCCUUCGGUGGCGAAGACCUUGACAAGUACGACGGCGCGCCGUUUCUAGUACGCGCCACUGGUGAGGAGCCCUUCCAGACUUUCUCUGGAGGAGAGCCUCAGACAGAACUGGCUGCACAUGGGGAGCCGAUUUGGUGUGAUAAUACUGGCAUUACGUGCCGCCGCUGGAACUGGCGACAGGGCCCACGCACAGCGCUGACGGAUGACACCACGCGAGUACUGUUCAUUCUGGAUGCAUUGGAACCGCUUUCCGACGAUACUCUUCAGCAAGCUGCGGACGAACUGGCUUCGGCACUGAAAGGUCUGUCUCCAGAAGUACAGACAUCACAACGAAUUAUAGACGCUUCUUCAGUUUGA